AUGCUCUUUGGAAGCUCUCCACAUCUACCGUCGUCUUUGUCUCUCCCCCUUGCGCACUCGCUGCCUUGGUCUCAUUCAGCACUCAUCAUGACGCAUGCGGACCCAUGCAUGGUUGGUAUGGCAAAUCCUGCAAGCACUUUCUGCAUCCAACAGGGUGGUACGCUCGAAAUCCGUAAAGAUGCCGAGGGAAACCAGAUCGGCUUUUGCAAACUGCCUGAUGGCACCGUCGUCGAAGAGUGGGAAUUCUUUCGUUCAAAGAUGGAAGCCGAAGACCAAAACGAUCAGGUGUCGAUUCAGUUGAUAGACCCCGCAAGCGAAACCAGCGUUCAACAAGCUGGUACGCUCGACGUUCGCAAAGAAGCCAAGGAGGCCAAGGAAGCGUGA
This is a messenger RNA of Mycosarcoma maydis (corn smut), 384 nucleotides long. RefSeq lists its product as uncharacterized. The record is from RefSeq and is a predicted model, not a curated record. Lineage: Eukaryota; Fungi; Basidiomycota; Ustilaginomycetes; Ustilaginales. Bases 1 to 384 code for a protein of 127 amino acids. The transcript has a single exon.